AUGCGGAAACUAACCAUCUAUAUAUGCGUUGCUGAACCAAGAGGCUUGAAAGAAAAGAAGGCAAUAGAGAAGGAGAACAAAAAGCGGUUGGUGCUCGUCCAUGGGCUUUGCCACGGCGCAUGGACUUGGUACAAAGUGAAAACGCAGUUGGAGGCUGCAGGUCACUGUGUGACAGCAGUGGAUCUGGCUGCUUUGGGUAUAAACAUGACCAGAUUAGAGGAGAUUCAGACAUUGAUGGAUUACUCCAAAUCUUUGCUUGAUAUUCUGACCUUGCUUGGAUCGGAAGAAGAGAAACUGAUUCUUGUUGCUCAUAGCAUAGGAGGAAUAUGCGCUGCACUGGCUGCUGACAUCUUCCCUCGUAAGAUUUCUGCAAUUGUUUUCGUGACAUCUUUCAUGCCGGACAUAAGAAACCCACCUGCUUAUGUUCUAGAAAAUGACUUUGUAUUGACGAGAAUGUUGGUAUGGGUAAACCCGGUAGUUACAAAUAAUCUGGCAGGGACAAAAAGCUUUAGUGAGGAAAGGUAUGGAUCUGUUACACGAAUCUAUAUCAUCUGCGGAGAGGAUAAUCUGAUACCAAAGGAUUAUCAGCAUUGGAUGAUUAGCAAUUUUCUUGUACAAGAAGUAAUGGAGAUCAAAGAUGCGGAUCAUAUGGUAAUGUUCUCCAAGCCUCAAGAGAUAAAUUCUCUUCUCUUGGGAAUUGCUGAAAAAUAUGCGUAA
Messenger RNA from Eruca vesicaria subsp. sativa (arugula), 717 nucleotides. NCBI's taxonomy places the organism in Eukaryota, Viridiplantae, Streptophyta, Magnoliopsida, Brassicales, Brassicaceae. The record is from the annotation of a GenBank genome assembly.